AUAAAAUGUGUCAUGACAUUUUAAAGUCAUAUAAUUUAAACUAGAUAAAAAACAACUUUAGACACACAUCUUCAAAAGAUUGCAUACCAAACAUACGUUUGCUAAAUCGAUUGAUGAGCACUCUGUAGGACCAGGCCACCAUGAUGUAUUUGGCUAUAUUAAUAACAAGCCUCAUGGCUAUAAAAGCACAGCGGACAACAGUUGAAGACUCCUGUCAACAGAAGCUUUCUUUUGGAACAUGUAAAACUGAGACCAAUGCACAAAUGGAGAUGGUGAUUCUCAAACAAAAAUCACAUAUUGAGGAGCUGGAGGAAAAGUAUGCAUCACUUAAAAAAGAAUAUCUGAAUAUGUUGGAACAUCAAGUGAGGGUGUUUACACAUCAAGAAGAUAUGGACAGUGACCUCGGCAAAAGACUGGAUGUGGUAGAAAAACAUUUGAACAUUACACGAUGUGCUUGUAGCGUGAACAAGGCUAUGGACAGCCGGGUAGGUACCACCCGCUUAACGGAUCUAUUCAGUUGUGGAUCACAAGUGAUAUUCAGCUGUUCUGAGGAAACAGAACCAACAUUUGUAGAACCAGUCUAUGUGCAGACUUGUAUUGAUGGGAAAUGGCUACCAGACUUUGAGGGUGACCCAUGGUGUUUGGCAUACACAAAAGAAAACCCCUGUGAAGAGUUUGUUAAGAGAGAUCUCUGCAAGGAGGGUUCCUGGUGCACAAUAGAUGGAGAAACAUCCGAUGCCCAAUGUCAAUGUAGGCCAAACUUCGAAGGUCGCUUCUGUGAUGAACCAACUGACAACUAUUGCUCAAUGAUAGAUUGUCAC
This is a messenger RNA of Owenia fusiformis, 821 nucleotides long. The record is from the annotation of a GenBank genome assembly. NCBI's taxonomy places the organism in Eukaryota, Metazoa, Annelida, Polychaeta, Sabellida, Oweniidae.